Molecule: messenger RNA, 1661 nt
Organism: Rana temporaria (common frog)
Lineage: Eukaryota; Metazoa; Chordata; Amphibia; Anura; Ranidae
Exons: 3
Coding region: 156-815 (219 amino acids)
Biological process (GO): positive regulation of cytotoxic T cell differentiation; positive regulation of activated T cell proliferation; immune response
Cellular component (GO): plasma membrane
Molecular function (GO): tumor necrosis factor receptor binding
Source: RefSeq, a predicted model, not a curated record
GGAAAUCUCCACUGUGUUCUUAUGGUUUUGCUAUGUCUUGGAAACCCCGACUCUCAGGUUCACUUCCUCUCUUUCUCGCGUGUAUAUAAGCCUGUACACAGAUACUUCUCUGACAUAAACUUCCAUACUUUGCUUGUGAUCACUCUGCCUUCAGAAUGACUAUCUCACUACAUCCAGUCAGCUCAGAAGACCUGGAGAACCAGAAAACUUCAACAAGGACCUGCCGAUGCCUUGAUUAUUGUCUUGUGAUCUCAAUGGUGCUGCUCACUAUGGUAGUGGGAUCAAUGGGUGUCUUUUAUAUGACCUGGGAGAGACCUCACAUGGAGAAAAGUACCAGCGAAAGGAUCCAAAGAGACAGACUGAGAAACAGUGCUCAGCUUACAAUUGCUUCUGCACAAAUAGCUGACAAGGACAUCCGCUGGAAUACAAAUAAUUUGCAAGGCACCUUUCUGGGACAAGACUUCUCCUAUGAUAACGCAACUCAAGAGCUUUUGGUGAAAAAUGAGGGCUAUUACUACAUAUAUUCCCAGAUAACUUUGAAAUGUGUCAGCAAGAACAGUUGUUCUAAUGAACAUGUGUCCCUCUCAGUCUUGAAGAACAAUCAAGAUUCAGUUCUAAAGUUACAGAUCCACGUUGACAAGAAUCGCAAACUUUCAUCCUUCUCUGCAAAUAUCCGAUAUAUUUCUGCUAAUUCAAAACUCAAAGCACAGUUUGAGACCAGCGGAAAAAUCACAGAUUGGCAGCUGGAUGAAAACAGCUUCAUGGGCCUUUUUUUGUUCAGCGAAUAUUCACUAGAUGAAUUGCAAAGUGCUUAAAUCCCAAGAGAAUGAAGUGGAAAUGUUCAUCAGAAGAUGCAUAAAGCACUACUAGACUACUUACAGACAUGAAAAUGCUGUACAUGUUAUUACCUUCCCUCUGGUUUCAUACGUUGAGGAUGUUUCGCUAAGUAUUGUGUUGAGUACACAAGCUGGAGAGGUGGCCAAGAGCUUCCUCCAUUCAGUAAAUGUACUUUGACCAAAGAUUAUUUGAUCACUACGUGAUACCUUUUAAAAUGUUUGAUGUAGAUUUGGAGCCUCACUCUAGCAUCUAGAGUUGGCUGAGAAUCCAAAAACAUAUUUAGUCUUCUACAGAGAAUGAAGAAGACUAUAGCUCAGUUAAGUAAAGCAUGCUGCUUUAAAUUUCAGUAAAGGUGGCACUUUCUCAAAAUGAAAAUAUAGGAAUAUUUCCAGAAUGUAUUUGAAUAUCUUUCUGUUGUAUCAUCUACCGUUUUCCUCAACAUGGCCAUGGCAUUCUACCGUUUUCGUCAACAUGGCCAUGGCAUUCUACCAUUUUCCUCAACAUGGCCAUGGCAUUCUACCAUUUUCCUCAACAUGGUCAUGGCAUUUUUCCCUUUUCCUCAACAUGGCCUUGGCAUUCUUCCCUUUUCCUCAACAUGGCCAUGGCAUUCUACCGUUUUCCUCAACAUGGCCAUGGCAUUCUACCCUUUUCCUCAACAUAUUUCUCUUCCCGUCUUCAUCUAUUCUUCUUUCUUAUUCUUUUUUUUUUUACAUUUCUUUUUUUGAGAAAUCCGCCACCUUAAAGAAUGUAUUGAUGUGCUAUUGUAUUUAUUCAUGAUGAAUUUUAAGUCAUUGUGUGUACUAGAUAAUAUACACUUAAUAUUG